CGCACUCACCCAGUCUUUCAUGCCUCAAAGCUUGCACCUUUCGCUGAGACUGAUCAAUUCCCUUCCAGGAGAUCAAUGCUGCCCCCAACCAUGGAUGGACAAGUCGACAUCGACGAUAUUGUGGAUCACAGGGAUAUGCAUGUUCCGAAGCCGCUGGGUCGAGGAAGACCUCCUAAACCCAAGAGGGAGUACCGGAUCAGAUUCAGGCAUCAUACGGAUCCGAAAGAAGAUCGGUGGUUUACCCGGGAGGAACUGAUGGAAACAGCUCCUCAGGUGGUGGCAGAUUAUGAACGGAAGCUAAAAAGGGAAGGCACCUGCGAAGCUGCAGAUGAGCUUCGACUGGCAAUUGGCCGGCUAGAGGAAAAAGUAAGGCAGCUCCGGGCUGUGCAGAAGCGAUUGCUUCUCCGCUUCACAGAUCAGAGUCCAACUCAUCUUCAGCACUUGAACAUCCUAUUCCAGGAAGCGUAUUCUCAGGUAUCAAAGGCAGGUGAUGAUGUCGCGGAUGCUCAGAAGAUCUUGCAAGAUGCUAGUAACAAUCUAAGUUGUGGGACACACCUUCUCCUCUUCCUGAUCCGGCAUCGGUUUGGACUAGAUGAAGACAGCUUCGAUGCUCUUGAAGGUUACCUGUCGCCUUUGGUCGAUGAAUGCUCAGAUCAGAGCUGGGAAGAGCGAACACUCUUCACCCUGACGUAUCUACUGAAUGGGACAUCGAUGACAGCAGUCAGAGAGGAGUUGCAAUGGGACCCAUCAACUUUGGAGCUAAAUCGAGACUCACCGGAAGUAUCAAAGCUUAAGAUGCUAAUCAGAGGACUAUGCGAGCAGAUUCACUUUAAAACACCGAAGCUUGGAGCAUCACACCUGUCAGAUAGCAGUGACCAUCUGCGGGUUGCUCAAGGCUCAAAAGGACACAGCAUUCUAGAUGUUGAAAAGGAGCCGCAGCAAGCAGUACAGCAGCUUUUGGUAAUGCCAGCAGACAGGUCAGGGAGCAAACCACAGACAAAUCCUGCGUUGGACACCAAGACUGCCAUGAUAGAGAGAGGCACAGAUGACGACGCGGACUUUGCUAUCGAAGACUAUGGCUGAGGCGAGAAACACAGCGGCAGAAACAACUGCUUGACAUCGAAUAAUCCAUCCAUCCAUCCACCCAUCCAUCCAAUCAGCCAAUCAGCCAAUGACCAAGCCUUAUAACCCCGUCUACUGCUCUUAUCAGGUAGCUUGAACACGCAGGGGUGUGGGCAUGGAUUCUGAACAGAAACCACAUCAUGCAUUGGCAACAAAGUGGGUGGAAGCAAACGUCCCUUGUACAGAUCAGCAUCUGAGCAACAAAAAAAAGAGAAAAGAAGAAGAAAGCACUAAGUUAGAUCAGUUGUUGUAUCACGUCUAUGAUUCUAUCUGAGGAAAAGGAUAGGCGAAAGUCUUGGGUCAUGCCAUUCAGUUGACUGUCUCAACAGAGUAGGAGAACAGUCAAGUGAAUGAACUCAACAGGCAGCA
Molecule: messenger RNA, 1491 nt
Organism: Chara braunii
Lineage: Eukaryota; Viridiplantae; Streptophyta; Charophyceae; Charales; Characeae
Source: the annotation of a GenBank genome assembly